Emys orbicularis (European pond turtle) is the source of this 774-nucleotide messenger RNA. RefSeq names its product IFI30 lysosomal thiol reductase (gene IFI30). Gene Ontology annotation, molecular function: oxidoreductase activity, acting on a sulfur group of donors, disulfide as acceptor. Gene Ontology annotation, cellular component: lysosome. The record is from RefSeq and is a predicted model, not a curated record. NCBI's taxonomy places the organism in Eukaryota, Metazoa, Chordata, Testudines, Emydidae. The transcript has 7 exons. Bases 1 to 774 code for a protein of 257 amino acids.
AUGAGCCGCUGGCUGCUGGCUGCCCUGGCCCUCUGGGCUGUGAGCGGUGGGGACUCCCUGCCAGCCUGUAACUACCCGCCCAGGCUCUUGUGCAGCUCCUGGAAGAUUGCCGUGGCCUGCCAGGUGGAGAAGCUAUGCCCCAAAUUCUACCACCGGCCCCAGGCAGCCAACCCUGUGUCGCUGAGCCUGUAUUACGAGAGCCUGUGCCCGGGCUGCCGCAACUUCCUGGUCACCCAGCUCUUCCCCACCUGGGUGAUGCUCAGUGACAUCAUGGACAUCACACUGGUGCCGUACGGAAAUGCCCAGGAGAAGAACGUCAGCGGGAAGUGGCAGUUCGAAUGUCAGCAUGGUGAACAGGAGUGCAGAGGGAACAUGAUCGAGACCUGCCUGAUGUACCAGCUGAAGGACUUCGAUCACUCUUUCCCUGUGAUCUUCUGCAUGGAAUCGGCGGGCUCUGUGGUCGAGAAUCUUGAAGCUUGCCUGCAGGUCUAUGCCCCAACUGUCCAUCUGGCUGAGAUCAAGUCAUGCGUGACAGGAGAUCUGGGGAACAAGCUGAUGCAUCACAAUGCUCAACUGACCGAUGCCCUCAACCCACCCCAUAACUACGUGCCGUGGAUCCUCGUCAAUGGGAAACACACGGACGCUCUCCAGGCGCGAGCCCAGACCGCUCUGUUCAGGAUGGUUUGUGAGCUGUACACGGGUGAAAAGCCAGAUGCCUGCGAAGGCGGGGGGCUGAGUCCCAGCGCUUCUGAAGACCGAGUCUCUCUGAAUUAA